Puccinia triticina is the source of this 276-nucleotide messenger RNA. RefSeq lists its product as uncharacterized. The transcript is spliced from 2 exons. The record is from RefSeq and is a predicted model, not a curated record. Lineage: Eukaryota; Fungi; Basidiomycota; Pucciniomycetes; Pucciniales; Pucciniaceae. Bases 1 to 276 code for a protein of 91 amino acids.
AUGGGCAGGACCGAUCUGGGCAGCCCCGAGCCAGCCUGGGUGGGCAGGAACAGACUGCCCGCCCUCUGCGCAUCGGCCCGGCCUGCACUGGUCCCAGCCACCGGGCUAGCGGCCGCCCCUCCCUCAGCGGAGCACUCUGGCGGGCCUCCGCCGGCCUGCCGGCUCACUGGCCGGCACCAGGCUGCCGGAAACGGACCCUUUCGAGUGCAUGUCCGCCAAGAAUCAGCCCAUCGAGGGCUGUUCCUGAGUCCACAUCAUCAACCACUCGAGUCUUGA